Messenger RNA from Cataglyphis hispanica, 2330 nucleotides. RefSeq names its product neuroepithelial cell-transforming gene 1 protein-like. Gene Ontology annotation, biological process: positive regulation of Rho protein signal transduction; intracellular signal transduction. The transcript has 5 exons. NCBI's taxonomy places the organism in Eukaryota, Metazoa, Arthropoda, Insecta, Hymenoptera, Formicidae. Bases 114 to 1655 code for a protein of 513 amino acids. The record is from RefSeq and is a predicted model, not a curated record. Gene Ontology annotation, molecular function: guanyl-nucleotide exchange factor activity.
UGCCGUUUGACAACCGCUUGUGCAGUGAAAUCAAAUGCGGCGCGUGCGGUACAGUCGGUUGCUCAUAAAGUUUUAAUUAUAUUAUUUUUUUUUUAAACAAUUCGCGAUAAAGCAUGAACGAUGAUUGCAACACAAGUAUCAAAGAAACGUUUCAGGAACCGCGGAAAAGGUUUUGGCUGAGAUCAAGAAAACGACCAAAGAGCGACGCAAUGAGCAUCAGCUCAAUGGACAUAUCCAUGGAAUCUGAUAUAGGAAAGAAGAAAAAGCGCCGCAGGAUUACAGAGGUUGCUAGCAGUAUUUUUUCCUCUUCCAUAGUAGGAAGUAAACUGGGAAACACUCUGCACAGAUCUUUCACGACCCAACCAAACUCAUCGGAUUUAUCAAUUAUUGAAGAUGAAGUAGAAACUGGAACAUUACGUAGAAAAUUGAAUAAUGUUGCUGAGAGUUGCAACAAUUUAACAAUCAGGAGUUGGAUGUUGGAUGUUGCACAGUUACAUGGUAAAGAGCGCUUAAACAGUAUAUUAAGUCGAAGUGAAAUUAAAAGACAGGAAGCUAUUUAUGAAUUAUACUGUGGUGAAAAUGUCCUACUAAAUGAGCUCUAUGUGCUAAAAAAUUUUUAUUAUGAACCAAUGUUGUCUACUGAAAUUUUUACAUCUGAAGAGUUAUAUACCCUUUUUGGUGAUCUUACAAAUCUUAUUGAAAUACACAGUAACUUAAGGGAUGAGUUACUUGAACUCAGAGAUAAAUCUGGAUUUACAAAAACUAUCGGUCCAACAUUAUUGAAUUGGUUGUCUACGUUGAAAAAACCGUAUCUGGAAAGAUGCAGAACAUUAGUUUGGGCGAGAUAUUUACUGGAUGAGAAGAAAUAUAGUAAUAAAAGAUUCCAAUCAUUUCUGAAAAAACGAUUAGAGUUACCACAUUCUGUCGACUUGUGGACUUAUUUAGAUGUGCCACGUUCAAGGAUCGUCAAAUAUCCAUUAUUGGUGAAGGAGAUUUUAAAACAUACUCUUAAUAGUGAUGCAGAUUAUUUAUUGCUGAAAGAAGCAAGUAGUGUCCUUUCCGAUUUGCUAAAAGAUAUUGAUUGGAUCAUGGGUGAUGCUGAAUGCAAGGUCGCACAAUCGAAAAUAAAUGCAAAAAUCGAGUAUGAUCCUGACAAGUGCAUCGUCAAUGCCAUAGAGUUAAUCAUUGAAGGUCAGCUUAAAGACACACGUGGAAUAAAAUAUUACUGCUUUCUUUUCGACACAUGUUUCGCAAUAACUCGUUCUACACGGCGUGCUAUCAAAAAAUACAAUCUGUUCUUUCCCGUCAUACCUAAAGAACAAAUAUAUGUACAAACAGACGAUAAAAAUAAUGCGGAAAUUGGUUUUAAAGUCCGAGAACAUUCUUUCAUGAUGGAAGAUGAACAUAAAAAACGGCAUUGGAUUGAUGCGUUCAACAAAUUGUACUCUAGAAUGAGUAUUCCGGAUAAAGUGUUUAACACUGACGAGAAAGAGAACUUGUUGAAUAACACAGAAUUAUCAGAGUCGAAUAAUCGCGUUACACGGACAUCAAUGUCUAGGAGAACUUCCACAAGCAGUAUAAACGAUAAUCAUUUUUCCUUUUCUAUAAGGAAAAGUUUGCUCAAACAAAAGCGCAACAGUAUCGGCUAUAUAUAAUAAAAGCUCAUUUGCGAAUUUUUGUAUUUUUGAUAAGAAGCACAUUCGUUAAUAUAUUAUACAAAAAUGAUGAAAUAUUUCUAAUUAGUACAAAAAAGUUAGGGCAACAAAAAUUAUUCUUAUUAAUGUUGUAAUUUUACUUUACAAAAUCCUUAGCACUUUAAGUUUAAAGGAAUUUUUAGUAAUUACUAAAAAUUUUUGAAACAUUAUGGCAGCACAUUCCGUAAUAUGUACAAUAAAUGUGAUGAUAUAAAUUUAGAGAGAUUUGAUUUAUAAUUUUUGUACUUACAUAUAAAACAGUUAAUAUAUUACAUUCAUAAUCCGAGUUCAUCUUGUGCUAAAAAUGAAUUAAUUUAUAUAUAUAUCACAGAAAUUGAUCCUAAUUUUCAAGGAAUUUAAUCUACAUUGAUAUUUUUUUCCACUUGAAUAAUAAGUUUCAUUAAAGAAGAGUAGCUUACACACAUAUACGUAAGACAUACAUGCUAAAUAAAGCAUAGCUUAAAUAUAAUGUACAAUAAUAUAUACAUAUACACACACAAAUGUUAUCAACUUUAAAAUAUAAGAUAUAAAUCGGUUUUCCUAUAUUUAUAAUUAUGCGUUUAUUUUAUAUUAGCAUAUAUUUAAAUGGUAAAUGGAAUUUAUAUAUAUAUUUUGCAAUAAAUUCUAACAAAAUGU